ACUUCAGUCUUCCUCAUUUCAAAGGACUGGUCGCUAACUCUUUCCCAUCUCUCUUGUUCAAGUUUUUAAACUCAGUAUGGCAGCGAUUGGCACCCGUGGAACCGUGACUGAAGCCGCCAAUUUCAAACCAGAGGAAGAUGUCAACCGUCUGAGAGGAGCCAUGAAGGGGGUUGGCACUGACGAGGCUGCUGUAAUUGAUGUCCUGGCACGUCGUACCGUGGCCCAGAGACAACGCAUCAAGGAGGUUUACAAGGCGACUGUUGGGAAGGACCUGACUGAAGAUCUCCAGGGGGAGCUGACGGGACACUUCGAGGAGGUAGUGCUGGGACUCCUGAUGACCCCUCCUGUGUACGACGCCUCCGAGCUGAAGAAUGCCAUGAAGGGAGCUGGGACGGAGGAGGCUGCUCUCAUUGAUAUCCUGGCCUCAAGGACAAAUGCUGAAAUUAGAGCCAUUACAGGGGCCUACCUCAAAGAAUAUGGGAAAAGCCUGGAGGAAGAUAUCGAGGGCGAUACUUCCGGAAUGUUCAAGAGGGUUCUGGUCUCUUUGGCCACGGCGGGGCGAGAUGAGAGCGACACUGUAAAUGAAGCCCAGGCUGUGCAGGAUGCUAAGGAUAUCUACGCAGCCGGGGAGGCUCGUUGGGGAACUGAUGAGGUCAAGUUUCUAACAGUGCUCUGUGUGAGGAACAGAAACCACCUACUACGAGUGUUUCAGGAGUAUAAGAAGAUCUCUGGAAGGGAAAUUGAGGACAGUAUUAAGAGGGAGAUGUCUGGCACUUUGGAGGAAGUCUUCCUAGCAAUAGUGAAAUGCCUCAGAAACAAGCCAGGAUUCUUUGCAGAGCGCUUGUACAAAUCCAUGAAAGGUCUUGGAACUACAGACACUGUCCUUAUAAGAAUCAUGGUGGCUCGGGCAGAGAUCGACAUGUUGGACAUCAAAGCAGAGUUCUUGAAGGCAUACGGAAAGACUCUACAUUCCUUUAUCAAGGGUGACACAUCUGGAGAUUACCGCAAAAUCCUGCUGCAGUUGUGUGGAGAGUAGGACGCGGAGCAUUUAGGGUGUCGGUCAGUGGUGACUUCCCUCUGCAAAUCCGUUGGUGCCUCCUCCCAUCGGCAGUCCUGUUGCUCUGCUCUUCUGUGGAAUAUAGGAGACUGACCGUGUUCCGUUUUUUGACUGUUUGUAAUGCUAAUUAAACCAAAGCCAUGUGAUAUUU
Messenger RNA from Esox lucius (northern pike), 1208 nucleotides. It is a transcript of the gene anxa4, whose product is annotated as annexin A4. Gene Ontology annotation, cellular component: cytoplasm. Gene Ontology annotation, molecular function: calcium-dependent phospholipid binding; calcium ion binding. The record is from RefSeq and is marked provisional. NCBI's taxonomy places the organism in Eukaryota, Metazoa, Chordata, Actinopteri, Esociformes, Esocidae.